Molecule: messenger RNA, 2254 nt
Organism: Micropterus dolomieu (smallmouth bass)
Lineage: Eukaryota; Metazoa; Chordata; Actinopteri; Centrarchiformes; Centrarchidae
Product: inner ear-specific collagen
Exons: 6
Coding region: 133-1677 (514 amino acids)
Molecular function (GO): protein binding
Source: RefSeq, a predicted model, not a curated record
UCCCAUCCUUAGCUUUUGUCUGUGGGCUCAGCAGGUGAGAGGGAACCUGAAUGUUUUGUUCCAGGCGAGGUUUAUAAAUGGAUCAAAGCCUCCUCCAUCCUGCUCAUCUUCCCACAAAUCCUUCUCCAGGCGAUGUUGCGGGACUUGGACCGAGCGAUGUUGUCAAGGCUGCUGGGACUCCUCGUCCUAACCUCCCUCUGCUCAGCCAUGCUGCUACCAAACAGCACCUCCGUGGAGUUCAGCGAAGAGGAGGGCUCCACCAUGGACCCCAACACCUACCAAUGGCCUGACUCAACUGCAUCUGAGUCAUCUGAGUCGCUCCGGGUGUUCGGGCCCAACUUCCCGGGGAUGCCCCCCACAGGAGAACAGGGGCCACCCAGUGGCAACAUGACUCACAACUCUGACAAUUACAGAAUAAUCGGGGGCACCAACCCGGGGAUGCCCCCCAUUCCUGAUAUGGCGAUCUGUGACAUUCUGAUGAACUCACCGGUACCACCACCUAUCGACCAGAUUCCUUUUUUCUGCCUCUGUUCGCAGUGUAAGGGCACUGCAGGGCCCAAAGGAGACCGGGGAGACCGGGGCCCUCCAGGUGCACCUGGGAGUCCUGGGACAAGAGGAAUGAUGGGGUUCAAAGGCCGUCCAGGAUUCACAGGCCCUCAGGGGAUGAAGGGUCAGAAGGGAGACCUGGGGGAGAAGGGGCAGUCGGGUGCUGUCGGUUUCACCGGGGUGAAGGGCGAGCGAGGCUUCAAAGGGGAAAAAGGGGACCAUGGACUGGAAGGCCCAGCAGGUGCACAAGGCCCCCAGGGAGAAACCGGCACAUGCCCUGCCUCCUGCGAGACUAUGCCGGGUCCACCGGGUCUACAAGGUACCCCUGGACCAGCCGGAGCCCGGGGCCUGCCUGGGGUUGCGGGACUUACGGGACCCCAAGGUUUUAAGGGUGAUAAGGGUGACCUGGGCAAACCCGGUGACCCCGGACUGAAUGGUCAGAAGGGAGAUAAAGGUGUGCAGGGGGUAUGUAACUGCACAGAUGGGGCUAAAGGCAAUGAUGGGAGACCAGGAGAAAAGGGGACUAAGGGAGACAAAGGUGACACUGGUGCCCAGGGUGUACCGGGCCCCAUUGGGCUAAAAGGCCAUGAGGGCAGCAUGGGUCUCACAGGGCCACCCGGGCCCUGCUCUCCAGCAAUCCAAUCAGCAUUCACCGCAAGCAUCAACCAGUCGUUCCCUGCUCCUAACACACCUGUUCUUUUCCCACAAAUCAUUACCAACCAGCAGGGGCACUUCAGCCCACUCAAUGGCAUGUACACGGCCCCCAUCAAUGGCACCUACAUCUUCUCCUACAACCUGGCUGUCGUCGGUACACCUCUUAAGGUCGGCCUGUUCCGCAACUUCUACCCUAUAGUCAGAACAACAGAAAGUACCAGCCAGGCCACCAUAAGUCACACCAUUGUCCUCCACCUCAACAUGGCAGAUAGAGUGUGGCUGCAGGUGAAGGACUCUUUAAACAACGGCAUAUUCACCGACGUCGAGAGAACCAGCACAUUCUCCGGGUAUCUGCUGCACCCCGACUCCUGCGAAUUGCCUGUGGGACGAAAUUUCUUCCCAGUGGCGCCACCUCAUUAUGAUUACAGCUGGGACGGUCCUCCCACCCCCACCACCACCCCUCCUCAUCCAUUGUAGGCUCCAGUCAGUCAGUCACAGCACAGUUAUAGACGAGCAUCCACAUGCAGCCAAUCAAACACUGUAUUUAUAACUGCAAGUUUUAAAGGAGGGGUAUUGUAGAAAAGCAGAAGUUACUGUGGUUCUCCUUUCUGUUGGUAUCUGAUGAAGAAGGAAGGAGGUGAUGAUUUUCAAUAUUCAACCUCUACCACUGGAGGACUGAAUCUGGAUCAUUCUAGACAUGGUCGCUGGUAGUUAAAUCUGGUAGGAGAUGAGGGGAGGGGCCAGCCAAAUUAAGAGCCAAUAAGAUUGAUGUUAUCACACUGCAAAAAAUGAAAUAAAAAACAACAAAAAUCCAUGUUUUAAAAGACAUGCUACUCGACUUGAGAUUGACAUUUGUGAUUUUUGGGCAUGAAAACGAAUAUUGGAUGAAUGGCCAAGAAAUUUGGUGAUCCUUGACUAUUCAUCGUGCUCCAUCAUCAGGUCAGAAUUGUAUUUCUUUUAUUUCUUUAUUAUUUGCAGUGUGUGUUAAUAAACUAAAAGCAGCCUGUUGUAUUGGAGUUCUUAAAAAAAAGCACUUAGGAAAAACUAUAAGAUA